Coregonus clupeaformis (lake whitefish) is the source of this 3168-nucleotide messenger RNA. Its product is annotated as stereocilin-like. Gene Ontology annotation, biological process: cell-matrix adhesion. The transcript is spliced from 22 exons. Bases 1 to 2823 code for a protein of 940 amino acids. Gene Ontology annotation, cellular component: kinocilium; cell surface; stereocilium tip. The record is from RefSeq and is a predicted model, not a curated record. Lineage: Eukaryota; Metazoa; Chordata; Actinopteri; Salmoniformes; Salmonidae.
AUGCCGAGAGAUACCAUCAACAGCAUCAUCAGGAGCCUGUCGGCAGAGCAGCGCAGGGCCUUUGGGAGGUGGUACAGCCGAGCCCUCAGCUCCCUCAACAUGACAGCCGGCGGCCCCUCCUUCAUCAGGGACACUGGUAACCUGAUCGUCUACCUGCCCUUUCACAGCUUCCAGCACCUAUCACCUGCUCAGCUGUUGAAUGGAAUGGAUGUGUUGCUGAUGAACACCCUAAGCCCCCUACAGCAGCAGUUUGUGGCUGAGAGCCUCAUAGGGACCUUUAGAAAUCUAACAGCAGAACAAUUCAGGAGGCUUGGCAACCUGAUGUGUCUGUCAGACCCAAAGGACCUGCAGGUGUACAGAAACACAGAGGCCUUCUCUGUGAUUCAGGACAACAUUAGGACAUGUGUUGUCCAGGGCCUCCGGAAUCCCAGUGACUUGAUCACCAGCUUGUUCCUGAAUGGGAGUGAGCUUCAGUCUCCUGGCUCUCUCCCCGCCGGCCGAGUGUCUCAGCUGGCUCCCUUCUUGCCCUGGUUGGGUGUGGACUUCCUGCAGAAGCUCAGCCAAUCCCAGCUCAGCCCUGCGCUGACAGCCCUGGCCUCUGUGCCCUUCACUCCUGCACAGGCCGGUGUAAUUGUGGACAAACUGUCUCUAAACAACAGUCUGGCUCUGCCGGGGCAGCUGCAGAAGCUGGGCUCUCUGGUGAGUGGGGUGAAGGUGGAGACUCUGCGGAGCUUGCCCUCUGACACACUGCUGUCCUCCCUGCCUGACAUCGCCCUGCACACACCCGGCCUCAACCACCCACAGGCCAACACCAUCACCACCAAACUCUGGGGCUCACCAGAGGUGACUGGCUGGUUGGAUAAGGUGGAGCCCCUGCUCCCCAGCACCCCUCUAAUCAGUGUGCUGACCAGGGCUAGUCUGCUGUUGACCAACAGGACCUCGGCAGAAAGACGAGCCUGGAACACUCAGCAGGCUAAAACUCUUUUUAAAGAAGCAGUGAAGACCAUGCCCAAUUUUUCCACUGAGAAGUUUCUUGCCCUCGGAAGCAUUGCUCGAGGUGUAAGCUGCACAGCUCUGCGGCAGCUCUUCCGGUACAAGCCAUCAUUUUCCUCAAUGCGGAGUGUCCUUGCAUUCAUGAAAAAGCAGUCUGUUCCUCUCCAUACCUCACUGAAAAAGUGCAUCAUCGAGGAGCUGUACUACUUUGACUUCUUCUCUGAGCUGCUGGGAGAGCUUGGCUCUCAGAUCGCUCUGGCCCUGCCGGUGAGCACUAUUAAGAAGUUCCCGGCCGACAUGAUGGACACUCUCAGGAAGAUGAUUGUGCAAGACCCCCAUCACUUCCUGCUCCUACCCAGUACAAAACAGGAUAUUCUGGUGGACAAGAUGGUGCAGAGACUUGGCAUGUACACAGGAGAGUUCACUGAGGAUGAGUUCCGUUCACUGGGCAUCAUGGCGACCUAUGUAGUGGAUGAGGUGUUUGUGCAGCUGGUGCGGAGCUUCUUUGUGGAGAGCCUGGAGUUCCUCCGAGAGUUCUGCUAUAACAGCAGCAAGAGAGACAUUGUUGCACAGAUCCUACAGGAGCCAGGCACUUUCGGCCCCGUUCAGAACUGGACCCCUGAGACACUCAAUCAAGUAGACAGAUUCAUAUUCUUCCUUCCCAAAGAGAAGCUGCAGCAGAUUCCCCAGGCCCUGAUGACCCAGGGGCGUAUAGAGAGGCUGUUUCUGAGUCAGCGCCAGUGGGAGUCAGGUGCUGUUGGGGCCCUCUGCAUUCAGGGCCGGGACCAGGUUGAACAGACACAGCUGUUUGAGAGGCAGCAGUUUGUUCUUCAGUACUUCCUGGGUUUUCUCAAAGUGGGCCGGGUCACACCUCCUGCAUUGAUCCCCACAUGUGAAAAGCUGCAUACGACACGGCCUUCAGCCUGGAGCACAGACAGCUUGACAGGCAUGUCGUCUGCCGCCUUCAGCUGUAGUCUGGAGCUCUUUGGCCAGGACCCCUUCUUUUUACCAUACCAACAGAAAUUACUCCUCCAGAAAACUAAAGAGAUCUAUGGAGCGGCCCGCUCCUUCUCCUCCUCUGUGAUUACUCAGCUGGGCCGUAUAGCCUCCCAGCUUUCAGUGGCAGAGCUGAGUGUGAUCAGGCUGUCUGAGCUGAGCACCAUCUCUGCACUGGGGGCAGUCAACACCUGGAACAGCAGACAGCUGGCUGUGCUGUCCUCCUCUGUGCUCAACUCCACCCAGGUGGGUCCUAGUCAGCUGGACUCCAGCACCCUGGUGGCUAUGGGGCACAUACUGUGUGGGAUCAAUUACUCAGACAUGCGCUCCCUGAAUGCAGUGGAGUUCAGUAAGGCAGUUAUGUGGCUGGGCCGUCUGAGGCUGGCCUGUUCAGAAGAGCAGCAGCAGGCUUUAACGGGACUGCUGAGCCAUAGCCUGGCUUUCGGACCCAUGAGCUCCUGGGGCCCUGAGGUCUUCAUUGAGGUUGGAGCACUGGCAGCUGGCCUCCCAGAUAUGGCCAUGUCGUCUUUGGUGAAGGAGCAGGUUGAAGGACUUACACCUCUGGCUGUGUCCCUCAUCCGGGCAGACAAGUUUGCUGUCGUGUUUGACCCAGCCCAGAUCAGCAUGUUCUCCUAUGAACAGGCCAAAGCGGUGACUGAAGCCCAGCGCUCGCUUUUGUCUCCUGUGCAGCUGACAGCUAUGUCUAUGGUGCUGACCGUCUGGGAUGACAAACCUGUUGACUUCCGUGGCAGUUCAUCUGGGCUGGCACUGUGCCCUAGUCCUCACUGUCACCUUCUGGGACUGCUGAUGGUGCUGUUAGUUUCUGCCCUGUAAUGGCCCUCCCCUUCUGAUGGAUACAUUCCUCACCCCUAAUGGGCCAGGAGGAAUCUCUCCUACACAACUACCAUGUUAAACAAUAAGUGCAAUAUAUUUGAGUAGCCCUUCAGUCUAUUGUAAUGGUGAUUUGAUAAUGGGUGGUUAUUUAUUUCUAUCAGCACUAAAGAGACAUACAUUUGCUAUUGGCCUAUUCUCUGAGUGAAGAAAAAAUAUUUGAGCAUUUAAAUCAAAUCAAAUCAAAUCAAAUUUUAUUGGCCACAUGCGCCGAAUACAACAGGUGCAGACAUUACAGUGAAAUGCUUACUUACAAUGUAUUGCACAUUGCAGAGUUGUAGUCAUUAG